UCAUUUUCUCUGGUUAAACCGACAGCUUUUAGUCCAAUGGGAUACAAAAUAAAAUUCACUAUUUCCUCCUCUUUUUGUCAACUCAAUUGUAUUUACAUUUUUUAUUGUGAUAAUUAAUGUGAUUACUUUUUCCUUUUUUUGUUUGUUUGUGUUUUUCUUAUAUUUUUUAUUUCCCUCUUGUCAUCAUCAUCAUCAUCUUCUUCUUUUCCUUCUUCAUCAACAUUCUCUACAUCAACAAUAUUCUGCCAACUGUUUUUCUCACCUACAUUUCUAUUCUCCAUCGGAAAACCCAAUCAACUUUUGGGACUUGCAAACUGAUAUUCAAUGAAUAUAAUGGAAGCUCCCCCGCCAACUCUCCUGAUUCAAAUUCGUAAGGAUCUUGAAAUUAUGUGCCAAGACAUUCAAAGAAUGGUUGGAUCUCUCACCAAGAUGCAAGCUGAUGUUGUAUCAACAAUCAAUUUAAUUGACACCGGAUCAAAACAAGGCCAAGUAAUGAACCCAUUCGGACAACCAGGGAUGCCAGGGACAAACCAUAGUAAUAACAUUUAUCAAGUAACUGGUGAUGCUUAUAAUAAUAAUUCAACACCAGGAGCAGGUUCGUGUGUUGAUUAUAACAAUAAAUUACCUCAGCAAGCAAACAACAACAAAAGAAGUUUACCAAAAAGACAGUUGAAGAAUACGAAAAGCAAUUGUCAUCCUUAUCCACCACAUAUGAGGAAAGCUACAAAAGAUAUGAAUGGGGCCCCUAAUGGUAAUGGUCAAUUUGGUACAGAUGAUAUGCUUUGGGUUCGAAGAUGUUGUUUAUGUCCAUUCGUUGAAAAAUCAAAGACCUAUCAUAUCUACAAACAUUAUGAAAGAUACCACAACGAUGAACGUGAUUCAGUCAAUAAAUAUGUACAAGAGCUUGUUUCAGAUGCUGAAUUUGAAGCAUUAUAUGGAGAAUGGAAAACAUACUCAAACAUAUCUAAAAGAUUGAGAAUUCACAAAAAUAAGCAAUAGAGAUUUUCUUGAAAAGAAAUUAAUCCAAUUAUCAUCUCCCCAACUUCCCCCUCUGUAGAAGUGACAUUUUUUUAUUAGUGAUAUUUUUUUCCAAUUCUCAUCGUAACCGAAAAAGAAGAACAAAAAACCUAAAGAGAAAACCACUUACCAUCAUCUCUCAUCAUCUUUCAUCAUCAUCAUCAUCAUCAUCAUCUCUCAUCAUUAAAUGAUCUUGAUCCAUUAUAAUCGCCCAAUUAGCAGCUACAACAACAAGAACGAUAUUUAAUCGAACUGUAAAUUAUUCUUGUGGAAACAAAACCUUUGUAAACAAUUGGAACAAAAAGGAAACAAGGAAGGGAAAGAAUCUACAGUUAGCAACCAGAUAAUGGAACUCAUGGUGAAUAGCUUAUUCUCACGAAAUCGGCUAUUUGUCCAGUGAGAAAGAGAUUUUCAUUAAUCAGAAUAUGGAUCAUUUUUACAAUCAUGUUCUGAUGAGACUCUCCUUCUUCUAGGAACCAUAGAGAAAGUUAGUUCGAUUAUCUGGUUGUUCUCUGUAUUUUGAUUUUGAAGAAAAGAUCUUUUAAUAAUUUACUUAACUAAUUGAAGAAAAAAAAAUCCAUUCACAUAAUAUGAUGUAAUUUAAUCACGUUUUCAUCUUUAAUUGUAACUUAACAAUUACUAAUAUCAACUCCUGUAAUGUACCAACAUUUGACUGUGUAAUCAUCAUCAUCAACAACAUCAACUUUUCAUCCGCAUCUUCAUUCACACCAUCAUAAUCAUCCUAAUCAUCAUCUUCCAUUUCACUAAAUGAUUCAAAAAAAGUAAGGCAAUUUAAGUUGAAAUCUUUAAUUGUCAACUAAAGAUAUCAAGUGAAUUUAUCAAAGAUGAAUUACACUUGAAAUUGAUUGUUCCAAUGAUUCUAAAUUAAUCUAUUAAUCUAUUACUGUAAUCUCUCUCUCUCUCUCUCUCUCUCUCUCUCUCUCUCUCUCUUUCUUUCUUUCUCUCUCUCUUUAUUUUUUUUCUACACAAUCAAUUAAAAAUAUAGAUUGAUUGUCAAUCAAACAAUUUACAAAAUAAAAAACAAAACCGCAACGCGAUCACAA
This is a messenger RNA of Panonychus citri (citrus red mite), 2081 nucleotides long. RefSeq lists its product as uncharacterized. Bases 325 to 999 code for a protein of 224 amino acids. The transcript has 4 exons. The record is from RefSeq and is a predicted model, not a curated record. NCBI's taxonomy places the organism in Eukaryota, Metazoa, Arthropoda, Arachnida, Trombidiformes, Tetranychidae.